AUGGCAGCGAUAGCUCCUGUGAGCAAUCCAGCUGGGCACAAUGCUCUGGUCUAUACGACAACCCACCCAGAACAUGGAGACGCCAAACCAAACGGCCUGGGGAUAGAUGAUGACCACUCUUCGAGAGUGCAUCGUCUCCGCGGGUCAAGGGUGCGGACACAUCGCUCUACUUCCUUCGUCACAUCCACCUCGAGUGGUUCUACGAUUCCUCGGCUCGAGGCCGUGGUAGCGCGGGUCAGGAGUCGACCUCCAAUCGUUCCGAGCAAUUUCACACAUGAGCUCGAACAUCAGAAAACGACAGUGGAAGAUCUGGUCGACUUUGACGGCGCGGACGACCCCUAUUGGCCCAUCAAUUGGUCGAGGAAGAAAAAGAUCAUUACCACGGCGUUGUAUAGCUCCACGACUAUGACGGCCUCCUGGGCCAGCAGUGCAUUUAGCCCGGGCACUCAGCAGGUGGCGCAACACUUCGGCGUCAGCAAUCAAGUCGCGACGUUGGGCACGAGUCUGUUCCUUUUCGGGUUCGGCCUCGGUCCUCUCUUGUGGGCGCCGUUGUCUGAGGUAUUCGGCCGAAAGACCUCUGUCCUUCCACCAAUGCUCGUCGCUAUCUGUUUCGACUUUGCAGCUGGCUCUGCAAGUGACUUCCAGACGCUGAUGAUAGCCAGAUUUUUCGCGGGGUUUUUCGCGUCCGCGCCAGUAACGAACACGGGUGGGGUCUUAAGCGAUUUGUUCCCGGCUUCGCAACGAGGUAUUGCCAUGGCCGCUUAUGCCAUGGCCGUGGUGCUGGGGCCAGGUCUGGGACCUAUCGUCGGAGCAGCGCUUGUUGCCCAGCCUCAACUCGGCUGGCGGUGGACAGAGUACUUCUCGGGCAUCCUCCAGAUCACUGUGUUGAUCGUGGAUGUCAUAUUCAUCGACGAAUCAUACCCACCUCGCCUACUGGUAUACAAGGCACGACGCCUACGGCAUCAGAGCGGCAACUGGGCACUCCACGCAAAGUUCGAAGAAUGGGAUAUUUCAAUCGGCGAAUUGGCUCGUAAGUUCUUAGUCCGGCCGAUACAGCUAUUGACAACGCCAAUUUGUUUUCUGAUGGCGCUCUACGCGAGCUUUUGCUACGGCAUCCUAUAUAUGCAGCUUGGAGCGAUCCCUCUCAUCUUCGAGCAACACCGCGGCUGGAGAGCUGUCCCGGCAUCGGUCCCAUUCUCGUCGCUGCUAUUGGGAUCCUUUCUCGGAGCCGUCGUUAACAUUUACAACCAAAUCAUCUACAACAACAAAGCGGCAGGGAAGGUAGCGCCAGAACUGCGCCUCCCACCGAUGAUGCUCGGAUCAGUAUUUUUCAGUGCAGGCUUGUUUGUCACAGGUUGGAGCGCGGAUCCGUCAUAUCCUUGGAUCGCGCCCGUGAUCGGGAUUGCCAUGACCGGAUUCGGCUUUUUCACCGUCUUCCAAGCGGCGCUUAACUACCUGGUCGACACGUUUAGUGGCUACGCGGCGAGCGCGGUGGCCGCCAACACGUUCCUGCGGUCGUGCUUUGCCGGAGCAUUUCCCCUCGUGAUCGCUCCGCUCUACAAUGGUGUAGGCAUCCCGUGGGGCACGAGUAUCUUUGGAUUCUUCUCCAUCCUAAUGGUGCCCGUGCCGUGGAUCUUUUACAUUUUCGGCGAGCGGAUCCGAAAGAAGGGUAAAUGGAGUCGGUAG
Cladophialophora yegresii CBS 114405 is the source of this 1686-nucleotide messenger RNA. RefSeq lists its product as uncharacterized. The record is from RefSeq and is a predicted model, not a curated record. Gene Ontology annotation, molecular function: transmembrane transporter activity. Lineage: Eukaryota; Fungi; Ascomycota; Eurotiomycetes; Chaetothyriales; Herpotrichiellaceae. Gene Ontology annotation, biological process: transmembrane transport. Bases 1 to 1686 code for a protein of 561 amino acids. The transcript is spliced from 6 exons.